Molecule: messenger RNA, 1174 nt
Organism: Phragmites australis (common reed)
Lineage: Eukaryota; Viridiplantae; Streptophyta; Magnoliopsida; Poales; Poaceae
Product: E3 ubiquitin-protein ligase ATL41-like
Exons: 1
Coding region: 14-820 (268 amino acids)
Biological process (GO): protein ubiquitination
Source: RefSeq, a predicted model, not a curated record
CCGCACUGACCAAAUGCACCACACUCCAAACCUUCGACGAAAUAGUGGUCCUUGCAGAGCUCAGUACGGCCAACCCAUGGGCGCCGACGACAACCACCGCCCGCAUCCCAAGGCACAGGACCCGCCGAUCCCGCUCGAAGAUGGUCCCCUCCAUGCUCACUGGGAUCUUAUCCCGCAGCGUCCGCACGUCGCCGGGCAGCAGGUGACCGAGCCGUCGAGCUACGUCGUCGCGGGCAAGAUACUGCUCGCCACGGCGGGGAUGUUCUCGGGCGUGCUCCUGGCGCUCAUCGCGCUUCACCUCUACAACAGUUCACGGCGCCGGCGCCUCAGCGGCGGCCGGCGCAGGCUGCUCCGGAGCCUGGCCAUCGCCGGCGCUGGCGAUGACAGCCGGGACGGCGGCGGCGCGGCGGCAUCGUCGCCCCGCGGGCUCGAGCCCGCGGUGCUCCGCGCGCUGCCGGUGGUCACCGCGGGCGCCGGGGACGGGGACUGCGCGGUCUGCCUCGCGGAGCUCGAGCCCGGGGAGAAGGCGCGCGCGCUGCCGCGGUGCGGGCACCGUUUCCACGUGGAGUGCAUCGACGCCUGGUUCCGGGGGAACGCCACGUGCCCGCUCUGCCGCGCCGACGUCGAGGCACCGGACCCGGCCGCCGCCGCUGCCGUGGAGGCACAAGCACAACCGGAGGUGCGCAUAGACGUCGGCGGGGUCGACGCCACGGCGGCAGCCAAGGCAUCGAUGGCGCCGGCGAUGGGGAGGCUAGCGAGCGGCACGAAUCUUGACAAGACGAGGCGGGUCUUUGCUUCGACCCGAUCCGUUUCCUUCUGACAGGCUCGGCUCGGACCGGUACACGGAUCUGCUGAUCCCCGUUGUUUCGGAGUGUUCUGCAGUUCGACUGUACAUAGAUUUGUUUAUGAUUGUCCACUUUGGUUUGAACGAUUUUUGGCACAUGAAUGUUCUGAUAGAAUUUUUAGAUCGAUCUUGAGAAAGUCAUGGGAACAAUUUGGUUCGUGGAACAUCUUAUUAUCACCGCGUUGUGAACUGUGAUUAUCCAGCACAUGACCACAGGAGUUGACCUUGACUGAUAAAGUUGAGUGAAAUGAUGUACGUCGUUAGAGUCCAUCUACUCUAUACAGUAGAAAUCUUUUUUUAGGAAAUAAUAUAAAUUAAAAGUUGAUGAUA